AUGUCGGGGAGUCAAUUACAAGACGAAGCAACGUCCGGAAAGGGAUUUAUUAUGUUCAGAACUCCCAUAAUUAAGUCACAUAUGGGCCCGAAAAGAAUUCAGAAGAAAGAAUCGAAGGUUCGGCUUCGGGGGCGGCCACGAAAAGAAGCAACAGAUGAGCCCCUUGGAGAGAAACGAGCCCGGGGGCGAGAAGCUCAGAAAAAUUAUAUGGCCAGGAAGCAAGCAGAGACAGAUCGGUUGAGGAAACGCAUAGCCUCCUUAGACAAGACGGUUGAGUCAAUAGUGACUGAGUUCAUUCACUUUGGAGAUCGACGAGUCAACUCUUCUCAACCCUUGAGCGGGAUUCCUCAGUUGGAUGACUUGAAACAAACGACGAGAAGAAUCCUCGGCCAUGCCCACACUGCCGAAUCACUGGCUAACGAAGGGGGGGUUAUUGGUUUCCCUCCGUCUCGAAUCCAAACUGGUCACUUCAGCCCUCGACUUGGCUAUGGACUUCUAAACAAGACCGCCCAAGUUGGUGCGGCCGAGGAAUUCUUGAGCCACUACUUCGUCGCAGGGCCCAACUCAUUCGCCUUGCGUCUCUACAAGGACCCAAUCAUCCUCAGCAUCCGAAUUUUGCAAGGAGAAAUAUCGACUCCCGGGUUCAUUCCAAGUCUCAUGCGAUAUCGAUUUCGAUACGAGAAACCUGACAACUAUGUCACUGGCGCAUCAAACUUCCUCCAACGACUGUCUCUGCAGGACCCCGUAAUGGAUAGUGCAGCUCCAGGGACGCCUGACACAGAGAACGAAAGUGGUAUCCUCCUCUUCGGUCCUUCUCACCCUGUCAUGAAUUCAGUGCUUCGAGCGACAAUGUACCAAGACUUGGUCCAAGGAGUUGGAUCGGUCGGAGAGGGGCUAGAUCCGUAUAACACGCAAUUGUAUCUCCGGAGCCAAUGGGGACUCAAGCUCACGGCUUCCACUGCUAGACUUUUGCCAACGUCCAAAUGUCGGCAGGGAGAGAUACGUGGUAACUCUGAAGCUGGCCAAUUCGUGUCUUCCUACGACCCUGGGUCUGGCCUCUCGGAUAGUUUUGUGGAGGAGUCCAGCCCAGUUCUCCCAGCUCAAUCGCUUGCAGAGAGUCUAAUCAGGAAAUCUGUCUGUUUCGGCGAAGGUCCAAGAUUCUACAAAGGAAAUAUCGACGCCACUGCUGCUGAGUUCCUUGCUCGUGUGGGAGAUUUGCAGCAAGUUCUUGGGCUGCCUAUUUUAUUUCUGGGCUGUCUUUUUCUUGUACAAAGUCAGGAAGGCAAAGCAAUGCGCUUCAGAUGCCUAGCCGCAAGUGACGAAGUGUAGCAAAACUUUAUCCAGAGGAUGCCUUUCAACAAUACAAAAGUUUUCGGAUCAUUUCCUAUUUCCAAGCUAUUGAAACUGUGGAGGAAUUGCGAGGAGGCAG
This is a messenger RNA of Hyaloscypha bicolor E, 1429 nucleotides long. RefSeq lists its product as uncharacterized. The transcript is spliced from 3 exons. NCBI's taxonomy places the organism in Eukaryota, Fungi, Ascomycota, Leotiomycetes, Helotiales, Hyaloscyphaceae. The record is from RefSeq and is a predicted model, not a curated record. Bases 1 to 1329 code for a protein of 442 amino acids.